AUUCGAGAAUCUCGGAAACUAAAUGCGAAGAGUACCGCAGUAUCAAUGGAGCCUCGGCCUCGGCGUUAAGCUUCAGCUGCGGUGGUUCCCUGAUUUCCGAACGUUUCGUGCUAACAGCUGCGCACUGUUUCAGCCACGGCGAUCCGAUCGUCGUGCGACUAGGAGAGUACGAUCUGAAUCUUCCGCUUUCGCUCAGUCGGAUCGACUUCGGGAUAGCGAAGAUCAUCCGCCAUCCGCAGUACAAGAACGCACGGUCCUACCACGACAUUGCCCUGGUAAAGCUCAACGAAACGGUUUCAUUUUCCAAAACCAUUCGCCCAGCCUGCCUUUGGACGAAACCGGCGCUCAAUGUGAGCCAGUUCGUGGCCACCGGAUUCGGAAGGCUGGAAGAAGACAGUUUCAAACUCUCCAGCAAAAUGAUGAAAGUCCAGCUUGAUCUCUUCCCAACCACGGACUGUGAUCAGCUGAUUCAGCUGAAUCGCAGAUUCAGCGACGGAAUGAACGAGGGUCAACUGUGCGUGGGGAGUCUGGUCGGGGGAAAGGACACCUGCCAGGGGGACUCCGGUGGACCACUGCAAACGGUGACGGAACCCAAAAGUUGUCUCUAUCACGUCGUGGGACUGACGUCGAUCGGUGCCGCCUGCGGAAUCGGACAGUCGAAGGCUAUCUACACGAAUGUGGCCCACUAUUUGGACUGGAUCGAGGAAACGGUUUGGAAUCGCGGAAUUGGAGAUUAGUGCACCUUUCGUUCGUGUGUUUUGGAAAUCCUAAUCCUAAUCCUAGCGUGCCAAAUAAAG
Anopheles cruzii is the source of this 797-nucleotide messenger RNA. Its product is annotated as serine protease snake-like. Gene Ontology annotation, molecular function: serine-type endopeptidase activity. The transcript has 3 exons. The record is from RefSeq and is a predicted model, not a curated record. Gene Ontology annotation, biological process: proteolysis. The annotation marks the transcript as partial. Lineage: Eukaryota; Metazoa; Arthropoda; Insecta; Diptera; Culicidae.